Drosophila virilis is the source of this 1541-nucleotide messenger RNA. RefSeq lists its product as uncharacterized. The record is from RefSeq and is a predicted model, not a curated record. Lineage: Eukaryota; Metazoa; Arthropoda; Insecta; Diptera; Drosophilidae.
CAGGUGGCAGUCAACGGACACAUCUCAAGCACUGCAGUCGCGGAACAGAAGCAAACAAAAUCCAAAAUUCAAUACGAAUUGAAAUCGCAUCUCCCUGGCUUCUGCUUUAGCCAGAGUCAAGUCUUAACAAUUUGCGUGUGUGCUAUGUGCUUUUGUUUAGCUUUUGUUGCGUGAAAGUCGUUGAAGCAUACAAUUCGUUGCAGUUAGUUAAUUCGCAGCCGGAGUUCAAUGAAAUAAUUAAGGAUACGUACAAUAUAUAACAACAGCAAAUUAUUCAGAGAAACUGCAAUAUACAAGAGGCAGGCUCUAUUAUACCAAGCCAGGCAGCUGCUAUCCAAAACAAAUUAUCAUGCUGUUUCUCACAAAGAGUUCAAGUGCGCGACGCUCAUUGUUGGCUUUGGUGCUGGCGUUGUGCUUUUUGAGCUGCGCUCUGGGCGCCAAAAUAAGCAAGAAGGUCGAAAAGCCUCCGUCUAAUGGCAAUGCAGACAAAGCCGAGCCAGCAGCAGCGGCAGCUGCACAGGCAGCCGAAGGCAACAAUGAGAAGAAUGAAGACGAGGAAGCUGAUGACGAAGAUGAGGAGGAUGAGGAUGAUGAUGAUGAGGAGGAGGAGACGGAGGCGGAGAAGCAGCCAUCAGCAGAUAAGGUUGAUGCAGUAGCUGCCACAGCUACCGGCAACAAGAACGAACUGCAGCCGGCCGUUGAUCCAACAGAUCUCAGCGUUUGGGGCAUGGUGCGGACACUUUGGAGCUGGCUGCGCAGCGAUCUCAGUGAAAGUCUCUUUGGCGAUGACGACGAUGAAAAGCCAGCUGCCGUGGGUGAGGGCCGCACCUUUGGGAAGAUUCGUCGUCUACAAAUGGCUUUGGUGCCCAUCAUCUUUAAGUUCGGCGUACUCUCCGCCAUGGUUGCGUUCCUUGUGGCCAUUGGCAUGAAGUCCCUCUUCCUGCUUAAGGUUUUGGUCGUAAUGAACGCACUUGCUAUUCUGGGCAAAUUUCUAACUCUGAAGACAAGCCUAUUCGGGCAGUACGAGCACUCGGCGCCAAGCUUUAGCUAUCCUGGAUGGAAUCCACAUGCUAAGGAGUCGUGGGGUCCUACAGGUCUGAGCGGGUCCCCUUCGGGGCCACAUCAUCCCAGCAAGGAGAUUCAUUUACACAUACACGGCAAUGCCCAGACCCAGGCACAGUUGGCCGGCCAGAGCUAUAACUAUGAGACGCAGGGCGGCUGGGCCAGCCGGUCCGAUCCUUACAGUACCUACCAGCCCACCGGCCAGUAUCAGGAUCAGCACACAGCUGAGGUGCCCAACAAUACGGAUCCGAUGUCGCUGCUGCCCACGAAGUAUCCGGCGCGCAGCCUGAUUCGCUGAGCGGCUUUGACCUUCGGCCAACGACCACCGUGUAAAAUUUUAGUCAGCGACUUUUCGGGUGCGCAGCUUUACAUAAACUACUUUUAGAAGAACUAGUUGAAAGUUCGAGAGAAUUAAAUUAGCUUGCUGUAACUAGGCUUAAGACGAAUAUUGAUAAACUAUUUAAAUUAUUUAUGAUAUA